This is a messenger RNA of Coturnix japonica (Japanese quail), 5953 nucleotides long. It is a transcript of the gene SSTR2, whose product is annotated as somatostatin receptor 2. NCBI's taxonomy places the organism in Eukaryota, Metazoa, Chordata, Aves, Galliformes, Phasianidae. Gene Ontology annotation, molecular function: somatostatin receptor activity; neuropeptide binding. Gene Ontology annotation, cellular component: neuron projection; plasma membrane. The record is from RefSeq and is a predicted model, not a curated record. Gene Ontology annotation, biological process: neuropeptide signaling pathway; cellular response to glucocorticoid stimulus; cellular response to estradiol stimulus.
CGGGGCGGGGCGCAGCCGGUGCGUUGGGUCCGGUAGCGGAGCGGGCAGCUCGGAGCUGAUCGGAACGGAGCGGUGAGGAACGGAGGGCGCUGCCGGCGCCUCCCCGGUGCCCGCCGGGCCGGGCCGGGCAGGGGAACGGCAGUGGGAGCAGAAUUUUCUCCUCCAUCCCCAAAGCCCAGGGAGAUGACAUCUCGGCUACUCUGAGCCACCUGUACCCCACAACCAGCAGAGCCAUGGAUCUGGAAUACGAGCUGCCCAACGCCACCACCUUCUGGUUCUCUCCGGCUUCCCCAUUCGACAACUUCUCCGUGGAAGCCCCCACCAACACAUCACAGAACAGCACAGGGCAUCACUUUGACCUAACCAGCAACGCCAUCCUCACCUUCAUCUACUUUGUGGUCUGCAUCAUAGGGCUGUGCGGCAACACGCUGGUGAUAUACGUCAUCCUUCGUUAUGCCAAGAUGAAGACCAUCACCAACAUCUACAUCCUGAACCUGGCCAUUGCGGAUGAGCUGUUCAUGCUGGGACUGCCUUUCCUGGCCAUGCAGGUUGCGUUGGUACACUGGCCCUUUGGCAAAGCCAUCUGUAGGAUUGUCAUGACAGUGGAUGGGAUCAACCAGUUCACCAGCAUCUUCUGCUUGACGGUUAUGAGCGUUGACCGGUACCUGGCUGUUGUCCAUCCCAUUAAGUCUGCCAAGUGGAGACGGCCCAGGACAGCCAAAAUGAUCAACGUGGCCGUUUGGGGUGUCUCCCUGUUGGUGAUCAUGCCCAUCAUGAUUUAUGCCGGGGUGCAGCAGAAUCAUGGCAGGAGUAGCUGCACCAUCAUCUGGCCAGGAGAAUCAGGUGCGUGGUACACAGGCUUCAUCAUCUACGCCUUCAUCCUGGGCUUCCUGGUGCCUCUCACCAUUAUUUGCCUUUGCUACUUGUUCAUCAUUAUCAAAGUCAAGUCCUCGGGCAUCAGGGUGGGCUCCUCCAAGAGGAAAAAGUCUGAGAAGAAAGUCACCAGGAUGGUCUCCAUCGUGGUCGCUGUCUUUAUCUUCUGCUGGCUCCCCUUCUACAUCUUCAACGUCUCCUCUGUCUCUGUCCUAAUUGUGCCCACUCCCGUCCUCAAGGGCAUGUUUGACUUUGUCGUGGUCCUCAGUUACACCAACAGCAGCCUCAAUCCUAUCCUUUAUGCCUUUUUGGAUGAAAACUUCAAGAAGAGCUUUCAGAACGUCCUCUGCUUGGUGAAGGUCAGCGGCAUGGACGAAGCAGACCGGAGUGACAGCAAGCAGGACAAGUCCAGGCUCAACGAGACCACAGAAACCCAAAGGACCCUGCUCAAUGGUGACCUGCAGACGAGCAUCUGAGGGGGCAGUGGGGUUGUCCUUCACUCACUCUCCUCUCCCCACUUGCUCCCAAUGGCACCGGUAUGUAGAGAGUCGGGCAGGAGUGCUGGAGAUGCACACCCCAAUGGGCCGGUUGUCCUAAGCUGGGCUGGUUCCCGAGCUGCUGGAGGGUUGGCUUUCAAGCAUUGUGAAGGAUAUGGUUCAAGAGGAACUGCCUCACCAGAACACAAAGAUUCUGUAGGAAUCCCCACGUGGCAGCACACAUUUAAACACCAAAGUGCCACUGUGGGCAAUGGACAUCACUGGGACAGCUCUGCUGGUUCUCCUGGUAUUUACCCACAGGGCUGAAAUUGGCUUUGGGUGCUCUGCCCCAGAACGGUGCUCACAUCAAACUGAUGGAUGGAGAACGGCAGCCUGGCUGGGCUGGGACCUGAGUGUGUGGGGGGUGGCCUCAGGAGGAGCUGAGACUACAGGUGCACACACUGCCUAUACUACUGCAGAACUGUGCCAGCUCAGAGCCAAGAGAUGCUGGGAGCUCCCUGGUGAGCACAAGCAUGCUGUGCAGUCACGUCCUCCCUGGGGAGACAAGGGGUUACGUUCAGCCUGACUUUGUAAGUUACUCAGCUACAUCUACCCCAAAGCCUCCCUGCUGCUGUUUGACAGCCUCCUUUGCAGAGAGCUGUCCUGCAUGGAGGAGGCACGGCAGGACAGAGGCAGGCUGCCCGAGGACACAGCCCUCUCCAACAUCUCCGAGUCCCUCCAUGCUCCUGUUUUGCCUCUGCCAACCCCACAGCCUCCCUGCUGCAGGAGAGCCCCUGCCUUCCUCCCUCCUAUGACCUAUGGGAUCCUAUAAAGUGGGAAACUGAUCCUACGGGAUUUCCCCACUUUUUCAUUUUUCUCCUCCUGGAUCCAUUCACAUCAGUCUCUGGUUGCUCCUGGCUGGGCUGGUUGAGCAGCCACUGUAUGAUCCAGUAGGAAAUCCUUGGAAAUGUUUACCCAGCAGUAUAAUAUUGGGGUUUGGAGUACAGCAGUGCUCAUCCUGCUAUUGACACAUGAGAUGUGGGCUUGUCCUGUCCCUGUGGUGGUACAGAGAAUCACCAGGGCUGGAGAAGUGAGCGAACAUCUCCUGCUUACCAAGAACACCUCCCUGCUCACUCCAGGCAAGUCACAAAAGAAAAAGGGGUGAUGGAGAGAAUGGUUGACAGCUCAAUGGGACUUGGCCCAGACCCUCAUCUGAGCCUAAAGGACUGGAUGGAGCAGAGGAGCCUGAGCUGAAGAAGGAGCCUCUGAGAUGCCUGGAGAAGAAUCCCUCGGCUGCCUCUUCUGUGGGAUGGCUGCAGCUGCUCAUGUCUGCACACCCUGUUGCUAACGGCAAGGCUGUGACCACUGAGAGCCACCCCUGUCACUGCUGGGGUGCCAGUCCUGCAGGUAAAUGCAGAGGGGGGACAGCAUUUCCCCCAGGGGCUUUCAGCACAAAGCCAGGAGGAAGAACAGAGAAGAGCAUCCAGACCCCAGUGCCUCUCCUGUAGCCAACAUGGGUAAGGGGAACCCUGGGGUGCAGGUCAUGUAGUGAGGGGGUGGUGGGUCUGGCCCAGCCACUGGGAGCACAGUAAACCUCAGCCCACCACGUGCCCUCCCAUGGCAUAACCCCUGGAGCUGACAUGCACCAAACACAGCAAUUAGAGCCCAGCUGCUGCAGUGCCCGCUGAGUUUAGCUGUUCAAGAAUGUCUUGCAGUGAUCUGCUGUGCCCCAACGUGCCUCAGGGUCAGCACUCAAACCCUUCACCGUGGUUUCCCUUCUCAGCAGCACUGUGUGAGCAGGAGGGGAAGUGCGAGGCAGAUAAUGCCUAUUAUCCUGGGGUUUUGCAGUGAUGCCCCCCUCCUAGUGCAUCACCCCUGUCCUACUUUGCAACCCCAGCACCCCCACCAGUCCCAGAACCCCACAGGAGCUCAGUGCUGGGCUCAGUGCCUGCUCCCUGGCACAGUUCACUCAGAUACCAGCACGAGAACACUCCUCUGGGUAUGGGGCUUGGGUUACUGGGGCAAAGUAGGGCACUGUCAGCAUUUAUUUGCUUUUAACCAUUUACCUCUGCGGGGGCUCAGCACUGAGCUGCUGGCAGCCACUUGCUGAGCGUGUCCCCACGACAGCUUCAUUAAAGGGUAUAAAUCCAACACGAGCAGUGGUGACGGCAGCGCAGGCUGCCUAUUGAUGCCGCAGGAAUUAAAACAAGAGCAGCUUGUCACAUUACCAUGAAAUAUCGGAGCGUGAUUGCCAGCCUGGUGCAGCUCUCUGCCAGUGUAAGGCUUUAGUGUCAAGGCUGCAGCGACGCAUCAGCUGCGCUCCGGGUGCUUAAUAUCUGGUGGGUGGGAGAAGAGUUAUUUGUAUGGGAAGAGCCUGGGGCAGGAGAGGUGUCAGGGAGGCAGGGAAAGGGUUAAGACCCCGAUGUUUGCAGCCCCCAGCAGGUGCUGCAGUGCUGGCAGUGCUCCUGCCAUCACCUCCCCAUAGUGCAGGGAAGCAUGGGGUGUUCCCCUUUCUAUUUAGGGGCAACUCCUCUGUGUGCUGCUUUCAGGCUGGCUCGUUGCUACCUAAUAAACAGCAGCGCUGUUGCUGCUGCGAGUAACAAAGUUUUCCUUCUCAGCCACUUGAUUUUAGCUGGGAACUUGACCUCAUAUUGGAUCUGCUCAGAAAAGCCUCGCAGGGUUGCCAGCAGCAUAAUGAGAUAUCUCUCCCAGUUCAUUUCAGAGCAAAUAGGUUGAUCUUGCAAGUGCCGGAGCAGCUCUGCUGCCACUUCACAUGCAGACUAUUUCCAGAUAAAUAAGAUUAAUUACAACUCCCUCCUGCCCUGGCUGGAACAGAUUUAACCCAAAUUGCAGGUGUGGUACGAUCCUGUGUGCCAGCACCUGCGUGGUGACCCCGAGCCCAUGAGAAACAGGUUGCCCUCAAUUCCAUCACUUGAUCCCACAUACAGAUGAGGAACGUUGUGUCCUAGGACAGAGGCUGGCUCCUGGUGCUGCGGUGGCUGGUUCCAUCCAGUGCUUGGCAGCCAAAGUCUGCUGGGUAAUGAGAGGCUGGGUUUGGCUCUUCAGCCUUCUUGUUGAAUCUCUACAGCUCCUGAUAUCAGCACCAAAGCUGCCUUGGACUUCUUUAAAAUAACAGUUUCCUAUCAAACUGCACUGUUCUAUCUCUGGAGGGCUUCCCCAAGUCUCUGUCCCUUAUCCUUGAUGGAGGAUCCAACGACUCCCAGGCUCUGAAUACAUCCUAUUGCUCAGAGCCAGGCUUGGUUCCCACAUCCCUCCCCAUCCCCUCAGUACCCUUGUUUCUGCUCAGCAGAUAGAAGAGUAGGAGCCAGCAUCAGACCAUUGCCUGCAGAGCCUUGCUGGAGCAGCCCCAAGCAGCAUAUGGCCCCAUGGUCACACCAAGGGGCUAACAGGGAGCACAAUGGGGACACUAACAGCACUAGCUCCCUAAAACAGCACCAGAAAGAUGCAAGAGCUGAGCCCCUGGGACUGCAAGAUAAGGGCACCGGGGCUCUGAAAUGCCAAUGAUGUUUGUGCUGGGAGUACUGGGGUGCAUAGCCUGAGAGCUGCAUCCUGGGGUUGUUUCAGCCCUUGCUAUGAACAAGCUGAUUUCCAACCUCUCAGGGAGAGCCUGUAUCCUCCUGGUCCCAGCUCUGCCACGGCUGUACAGAGGGGAGAUCAUCAUUAAGGCACAGGCAAAGAGUGCAGCAGACCUCAAAGUCGAACUUUCCAUCGCUACGUCUGAAAAGCAAACUGCUGUUUUCUGGCCUGAGGACACAUCUGCCCUUCCCUGUCAGCCUGCAACCCCAGCUGCACACUCCUCGUGUCAGAUUUCAUCCUGCUGAUUGCUCCAGGACCAGGACAGCAAAACACAAGGACAUGACUCCAGCUGGGAUCAGGGGAACCUGUCUGGAUCUGUGCCCUGACCAGAAGGAGACAAGGGACAAAAAGCCCAAGUACCCCACACUGUACUGCAUGGUCAGGAGGGAAGGGGUGGGUGAUUGUACAUAUGUAUAUAUAGCAGAUAUGCCAGCGGAAGGUUUGGUUAUCCCUGAUGCUGUAGAGAUACUCUGCACCCCUCUGUUUAGCUGUGCACCCCACAAGGAGCAGUCAGACCCAGCCCUGUGGGUCAUCCCUAUGGGGCUGGCUGUGGUGUGCACGAGCCAGGAGGGAUUGUGGAAGCAGCUCCUGUGCUCACAGGCAGCAACAGCACUUGAGCAGGGCAAGGGGAAAAGAGUUUAGGCUGCUGCUGAGUGCUGAGCCCUUAAUAGCCAAGCUGGGGUUCUCCAAGCAGCGCCGUGCCACACUGCCAUGUUCUGUACAUACACCCCUCUGUAUGUGUAUCUGUGCUCUGUGUAGUGCGUGUGGGUCUGGUGUAAGACAUUGUGACUGGAACACGAUGGAGAGCAUUUCUGCCUGAAGCCUUUCUCACGGUGGCAAUAUGGUUUCUCUCGGUGUCGGUGCGGAAUUGAGCCUUUCUGCAGCAAAGGCUCCCAGCUGUCUGUGUCACAGGGAUGGAAACGUGGAUGGGGGUGGGAGGAAAGUAAACAAGUUUUCCUACCAUUUCUGACUUUCUGUGCAUGUGCCCGAGCUGGGCAAGAGCAAAA